Molecule: messenger RNA, 1500 nt
Organism: Beta vulgaris subsp. vulgaris (sugar beet)
Lineage: Eukaryota; Viridiplantae; Streptophyta; Magnoliopsida; Caryophyllales; Amaranthaceae
Exons: 4
Coding region: 1-1500 (499 amino acids)
Molecular function (GO): catalytic activity
Source: RefSeq, a predicted model, not a curated record
AUGGAUUCAUUGAGUAGAAUUGGAAGUACCCUUGGUGUUCCCAUCUAUGCUGAUGAAUGCACAACGAAACAAUUGAGGGUCUCGUUUGCUAGGAUAUUAAUUGAAAUGGAUGUAACAGGGAAGGUUAAGGAGGAAAUUAAUGUGGAAGAUCCUAAUGGGAGGGUGUUUAAACAAAGAGUUAGCUAUACUUGGCUACCACCAUUUUGUAAUAAAUGCCAGAAAGUUGGACAUGUGUGUGAGGAGAAAAAAAAGCAAGCAAAAGGUAAAGUCACUCAGAAAUGGAUUCCAGUCAACCAAGCUAAAGACCUUCCUGCUACAACUCCAGCCUUAGAGGUUGAUAUUGGGGAUGAAAGGGUUACUGAAAUUGUUAGUAAUCCUAGUAAUCCUUCUAAUGUGACCCCUGUGGUUACGCCAAUAUCUUCUACUCAGAGACAGGAGAUAGAUGAGGAGGGGGCUUGGAAAUUGGUCACAAGGAAAACAAAAGACAAGGGCAAACAAGUGUCUUUUCAAGCAGCCAGAACAACAGGAAUGGGGAUGAAUGACCCCUUUAAAAUAAAAGAGAUUAAGAAUGUACUGUUGACACACAAAAUUGCUGUUUGUGUGCUGUUAGAGACAAGAGUUAGGGAGCAGAAUGCAAGUAAGGAGCAAUUUAUUGUAUGCACUUUGAAGGACCAGGUUCAUCAGAUUAACUUGGUUGCUGUUUAUGGGUUACAUACCAUUGCGGAUAGGAGAGUUUUAUGGAGUGGUCUAUCUCAUUGUAUUCAGCAUCAGGAACCUAUGAUAAUAAUAGGGGAUUUUAAUGUUGUAUGUAAUACAAAUGAUAGACUAAAUGGCACCUUGAUCACUAAUGCAGAAACUGAGGAUUUUCAGAAUUUCCUACUGCAAUCUAGCCUGAUUGAGUCUAGGAGUACUGGAUCAUUUUAUUCUUGGUCAAAUAGUAGUGUGGGAAGUGAUAGAGUAGUGAGUAGGAUUGACAAAGCUUUUGCCAAUCAAGCAUGGUUGAGCAUGUAUACUGAGGUAGUAGUGGAAUAUUUAGCUCCUGGUAUAUCAGAUCACUCUCCCCUAAAAUUUGCUUUGGUGGCUGGCAAUGUACAAGGGGGAAGACUAUUUAAAUUUCUGAAUAUAAUGGCUGAGCAGGAGGAUUUUCUGCUCACUGUUGAUAAAGCCUGGUCCUCUGUACAGGAAUCAGGGGAUUAUGAUAGUAAUGCAGAGGCUCAACUCACUGUCAAAGGUCUGCUGAAUGACCUGAAUCACUGGUCUCAUGUUGAAGAAAGUAUCCUCCAUCAGAAAUCCAGGAUCAAUUGGUUACAAAAGGGAGAUGCUAAUACUAAACUGUUCUUUACUGCUACUAAGGCCAGACAUGGGCAAAAUAGAAUUGAAUUGAUAAUUGCAGAUGAUGGGAGAAUAGUGAAGGAUGCAGGUGCUAUAAGGGAGGAAAUUUUAGACUUCUAUAAGAAGCUUUUGGGAACAAGAGCCACAAGUCUUCAGGGGGUUGAUUAA